AUGGCGAGUUACGCGACCUGUACUGAAGUAGGCCCACGAUGCCCUGUUGAACUCACGACAUACGGUUAUUACCCCAGUUUUGGCGGAAACAUCUUCUUUACAGUCUUCUUUGCCCUACUCGGAAUAUGCCAAACAGGUCUCGGCGUCUACUACCGAACAUGGACAUUCUUGACAGCUCUCCUCAUUGGCACAUUUAUGGAAAUGGCCGGAUAUAUCGGCCGGGUUCUCAUGCAUGAUAACCCAUGGUCAGGACCUGCAUUCAAACUUCAGAUCGUGUGUCUGGUGCUAGCACCAACCUUCGUCGCGGCGGGUGUCUACCUAACAUUGAAGCAUAUCAUUCUGAGCUUGGGACCCGAACACUCAAUCUUGAAGCCGCGUCUUUUCACCUGGAUCUUCAUCGGAUGCGAUAUUGGAUCUCUCAUUUUGCAGGCUGCUGGAGGUGGUGUCGCUGCGGCUGCUGGCAAUGACCACUAUGCAUUACUCAAAGCAGGCGACAACAUUAUCAUCGCCGGUAUCGCUUUCCAGGUUGCAACCAUGGUUGUAUGUGCAUUCUUUGCUGUCGUCUUCUUCUGGAGGGUCUUCAAGCACGGUGAUGGCUUCUCGGGUGAGAAGAACCUCGAUGUUUCGCCAAUUGUUCCAAAGUGGAUGCCAUUCAUCGUGGGCGCCGAGGUCUUUGCCUACUUCACAGUCUUGAUUCGGUGCAUUUAUCGUAUCCCGGAGAUGGCUGGUGGCUGGGGUAACCCGCUGAUGCAGAAGGAGAAUGAGUUCCUUGUCUUGGACGGAAUGAUGAUUGCUCUGGCCUGUCUGGCCAUGACCAUCUUCCAUCCCGGAAUCUUCCUCCCAUCACUACGCUUCGCGCCCAAGAACCGUACAUAA
Messenger RNA from Penicillium verrucosum, 876 nucleotides. RefSeq names its product RTA1 domain-containing protein. Gene Ontology annotation, cellular component: plasma membrane; fungal-type vacuole. The transcript is spliced from 3 exons. Lineage: Eukaryota; Fungi; Ascomycota; Eurotiomycetes; Eurotiales; Aspergillaceae. Bases 1 to 876 code for a protein of 291 amino acids. The record is from RefSeq and is a predicted model, not a curated record.